UAUUACGCUGAAGCUUCAGAAGCUGAAAUUUGGUGCAACGAUAAACGCCCGUUGUUAUCAUCAUCCGAAGUUGGUCGGGAUGAAGACUCAACGCAAACACUUCAACGCAAGCUCGAAGCCCUCAGCCUCGAAAUCGACGCUUAUAAACCAAACAUUAAUCGGUUAUCAUCGAUGUCGAAAAGUUUACUCGACCGAAAUCAUUUCGAUGCGAAAAACAUAAUCGAGCAACAAGAAAAGAUUGAAACCGAAUUCAACGAAAUCGAGCAACUCUUAUUUGAACGCGAAACUAAGCUUUCCGAAGCCCUAUCAUAUUUCGCAUUUUUACGCGAAUGUAAUGAAGUUAUAGAGUGGUUAAUGGAUCAACAGACUAAAUAUAGCUCGGAGGAAUAUGGUACAGACGUUGAACACGUUGAGUUAUUAACGCAACAAUUCGAAAAUGUUUAUUCGAGCCUACAAAACAGUUCAAGUCGAAUUGAGAAUUGUAUCGAACACGGGAAUAAAUUGAUUAAAGAAAACGGGCAUAAAGAUAAAAUCGAAACUAAAGUCCGAGAAUUACAAGACAUGUGGAACGAUGUUUUGGAGUUAGCAACGGCCAGGAAAGAAGCUUUAAUAGGUGCUCGGCAAGUUCACGUUUUCGAUCGAACAGCCGAUGAAACAAUCGGUUGGAUUCAAGAAAAAGAAUCAAAUUUAAACAUGGAUGUUUACGCGCAAGACUUAGAAGGUAUCCAAGCCAUGGUCCGCAAACACAACACAUUCGAAAGCGAAUUAAAAGCCGUUAAAGAACAAAUCGACGCGAUUGAUCAAGAAUCAAAUAAAUUAAUAGAACAAUUUCCUGAUGCUGAAGAUCAUAUUGCUGUUAAACGCGAUGAUGCGUUCAACGCUUGGGAAGAUUUGCAAACGAAAUCAAAUCGGCGAAAAGACAAUUUACAACAAGCUGAACAACUACAAGCUUAUUUCGACCAACAUCAAGAAUUUUUAGCGUGGAUCAACGAAAUGCUAGCUAAAAUAACAGCCCCAGAACUGCCACAAGACGUCUCCGCCGCCGAAGGAUUAAUCGCGCGUCACCAAGAAUACAAAGUAGAAAUCGAUUCAAGAGAUGGCGCCUUAAUCAAUUUCAUGGAAACCGGAAAUAAAUUAAUCGAACAAAAACAUUUCAUGGCCCCAGAAAUUUACGAAAAAAUAACAACACUAGACCACCGCAUAAACUACCUAAAAUUAACAUGGACGAAUCGCAUGGACAUCUACCAAAAGAAUUACGACCUCCAAAUGUUUAAAAGGGACGCUAAUCUAUUGGACAGUUGGUUAUCAGUACGCGAAGGAACAUUAAGAGACCCAAAAGUAGGCGAAUCAAUCCCGCAAGUCGAAGAAUUAAUUCGAAAACACGAAGAUUUCGAAUCAACGAUCGCAGCGCAAGAAGACAAAUUUAACGCUUUGAAGCGUAUCACGAAAAUCGAGGAGGAAUUUAUGAAACAAAAAGAAAAAGAAGCUUACGAAAGGCAACAAGAAAACGAACGUUUGGAACAGCUAAGAAGAGCCGCGCAUAAAAAACGGUACGAAUUGGAGCGAAAACCCGAAUUGUGGCAGGAAAAAGUCGACGAUAACGCGCAAAAAGAACAACGACCGGAAGGGCCGACGAAUAUUACCAAAUCGAAUUCGGUUGCGCAUAUUUUUGGUGAUCGUAGACGCGGUUCCGAGGCGAAUAUUAAAAGGGCGGAGAGUAUGAAGGCUGCUACUGGGUCGAAACCGGUUAAAAGAACUCCUAGUUUUACCACGAGACGAAGAGGAUCAUUAAGACAAAGAAAUGAAAAUGAUUUACCACCAGUUGAAAUAGAAUCAUUCCUCGAACGAAAACAAGUUUUAAUAUCAGGGGGUAAAAAAGCGCCGAAUCGUCAAUGGAAAAUCUGUUACAGCGUUUUAUGCGGACAAUUAUUAUGUUUCUUUAAAAAUAAAGAUGAUUUCGCCGCAAGUAAAGCUUUAUGUUCUCCGAUCGGACUUCAUAAUUCGACAUGUUCCAUCGCGACUGAUUACACAAAACGCCGAUACACGUUCAGAUUGAUUACGAUAGAUCAAUCUGAAUAUUUAUUUUCUUGCACGCGACCAGAAGAAAUGACCGAUUGGGUGAGCAAAAUUUCAUUUAAAGCAAGAUUACCACCGAGUCAACAACUUGUAUCAUUAAAUUUUAUACCAAAGGAUCAACACGAAGAAGUUAGUUCGCAAUCGAGUAGGACUUCAAGUCCGGAUGUACCUGAUUCGGUCGUUUUGAGAUAUGAUCCCGGUAUUAAUGGAAACGCAGCAGCUAGUCAUGGACAAAGACAUACUUUUACAGGAGACAGUCCACCACCUUUACCAAUGACACAACCGCCGAAUAAUCACGCAAUAAGAAGACACAGUACGAUUGUUGAUGGAAGCAACGAAAGUUACGGAAAUAACGCGUUGCGAGAUGGAUCACCGAAAAUGGACUGGAAAGAUAGAAGUAUGCCAAGACCGUCAACAAUGCAAGUUAACGAUCAAAAAUCACCCCGAUGGAAGGAUAUGUUUUUUUCCAGGAAAAAGAAGUAGAUUUUGUUUAUUAUUUUUUGUCAUGUUUAAUUAAUUAAUUAAGUUAAAUGUUUUUGUUUUUUUGACUAUUUUUUUUGUAAAUUAUGGAAAUAACGAUGACGAAUUCAUUAUUGUUCGUCUAGUCUAUAACAGUGUUGUAUAUUUAGAGACACCUGUAUAUACAUAAAUAGUUUUUGAUUUUUUAUAUGUAUAAGUACAUAAAAAACGUUAUUCUUCUUUAUUAAUAAUUAACAUCACUUAUUGCUGUAAGAUAAAUACCAAAUAUUCCUUUUUCUUUUCUUUGUUGUUUUCUUGAUAAUUUUUUUUUUAAUAUUAUUAAUUUUCUAUUCUUUUAGUUGACAAAAAAAUUAUAUAAAUAUAUAUAAAUAUGUUUGUUUUUUUCUAGUUAAGACAAUAAACGUUUAUUGUAGA
Molecule: messenger RNA, 2970 nt
Organism: Onthophagus taurus
Lineage: Eukaryota; Metazoa; Arthropoda; Insecta; Coleoptera; Scarabaeidae
Source: RefSeq, a predicted model, not a curated record